GUGCUUAAUUAAUUAAGCAGAGAGACAACAUUAACCAUUACUUUUAUACAAAUAAAUAUAUUAAGCCUGGUACAUGUUGUUUAUAUAUGCUUUUGGCUAUAUUAAAUUAAGAUUUCAACGUUCAACACAUGAGGCAACAAAGUCGCCGUCCUCUCGUGUCGAUGCUUCGACGGAAAAAGAGUCUUAAGCUGAGGAAAAGAACACAGGACUCCUGUAGAGCUCGCAGGUGUGCGGUCCCUUCACACUAUACGUAACGUCAAAGAGAGGAGAACCACCUGAACACCGAAAACAUACUCGAGUAUUUAUGUUGACCUCCACCCAUUUGACCUCUCUACGACCGGAAAGCACCGACACGUCACAACGUUCCUCCGUCGGCCGUUGCCGAUCAGUGGCCAUCAGUGAUCAAAGCAGCAAAAUACAGUAUAUUUUAUAUAUCCUGUGACGGCCAGAUUCCCGUGUGAAAAAAAAAAGAGAAAACCGCCACUGAAAUUGAAGGAUUUACGCUUGUUUACUGCUAGUGAGACUUGCAGUCCAAGGAUGCGUGUUAUACAAACAAGUACUACAUUAUCGAAAUAAAUACGAUGUACAUCGUUCACAUCUCUGGAAGAGGCGACAGUGACAUUCCAGCAACAUUCUCGUCGGAACGGGCCUCAUUUGUUUCGCUUUUAUUGUUUCAUACGUUUUGUUAAAACACCAAAAUAGUCAGAAUUAUUAUUCUGAUUUUCUAACAGUCAUUUAAACCUCUUGUACAUAAUUAUUUUUAUACACGUUUUGUGGAUGCUGAAAUUCUGUUCUCUGAUUGGAAGCGGCUGAUAUGGCAACUGGACACCUGUGCUGUAUCGACGUCAUGGCGUCCAGCGCGUCAACCCAGAGACGGGAUAUGAUUUUCAUUCUAACCCUGCAAGUCAUUUUCAUUGUCGCUUUCUUCGCGUGUAGCCGGUACGACCCUGAAUUGAGUGCCACUCUGCCUUCUGGAAACACACCAGCUCUGGAUCAUUAUUAUCCACUAUUCCAGGAUGUUCAUGUUAUGGUGUUCAUUGGAUUUGGUUUCCUGAUGACAUUCCUGAAGAGGUAUGGCUUCAGUGCCAUUGGAUUCAACUUACUGAUUGCUGCACUGAAUGUUCAGUGGUCUAUUCUCUGCAGUGGAUUCUUUCAUCAUGGGGCUGAAGGUCACCACAUUGACAUCAGUAUCACCAGUCUCUUAUCUGCUGACUUGGCAACAGCGGCAUUGCUGAUUUCAUUUGGUGCUGUUCUGGGAAAAACAACACCUCUUCAAUUAGUAAUAAUGGGCCUCAUAGAAACAGCUAUUUUCAGUGGAAAUGAACAUUUGGGUCUAAAUGUAUUCAAAGCUAAGGACUCUGGAGGUUCUAUCUUUGUCCAUGUAUUUGGUGCAUAUUUUGGCCUUGCAGUAAGUUUUGCCCUGGGACAUGGCAAGAUUAUCAGUCAAGGACCAGGAUUACAAAAAGAAGGCUCUUCCUACAAUUCUGAUAUCUUUGCCAUGAUAGGUACUGUGUUUCUCUGGUUAUUCUGGCCAAGUUUUAACUCUGCACUGGUGGAUGGUGAUGACCAGCAUCGGGCUGUAAUUAACACUUAUCUCUCCUUAACUGCUUGCUGCGUCACAGCAUUUGCCAUCUCAUCUAUGGUCAGCGAGGAGAAGAAGUUUGACAUG
Cryptotermes secundus is the source of this 1669-nucleotide messenger RNA. RefSeq names its product ammonium transporter Rh type B-A (gene Rh50). Gene Ontology annotation, biological process: ammonium homeostasis; ammonium transmembrane transport. The record is from RefSeq and is a predicted model, not a curated record. Gene Ontology annotation, cellular component: plasma membrane. The transcript is spliced from 6 exons. Lineage: Eukaryota; Metazoa; Arthropoda; Insecta; Blattodea; Kalotermitidae. Gene Ontology annotation, molecular function: ammonium channel activity. The annotation marks the transcript as partial.